Messenger RNA from Debaryomyces hansenii CBS767, 1263 nucleotides. It is a transcript of the gene ARP3, whose product is annotated as actin-related protein 3. The record is from RefSeq and is a predicted model, not a curated record. Gene Ontology annotation, biological process: Arp2/3 complex-mediated actin nucleation. The transcript has a single exon. Gene Ontology annotation, cellular component: Arp2/3 protein complex; actin cortical patch. Bases 1 to 1263 code for a protein of 420 amino acids. NCBI's taxonomy places the organism in Eukaryota, Fungi, Ascomycota, Pichiomycetes, Serinales, Debaryomycetaceae. Gene Ontology annotation, molecular function: actin filament binding.
AUGGCAAGUAUGGGCACUCCAGCCGUUGUCAUGGACAAUGGUACGGGAUUAACUAAAUUAGGAUUUGCAGGAAACGAUUCUCCAUCAUUUGUUUUCCCGACGGCAAUCGCUACAUCAUCAGCAUCAACAAAGACUUCUAAAUCGUCUGCCAAGUCGUCAUUUUUAUCUUCCAAAAGAGGAUUAGAGGAUUUGGAUUUUUUCAUCGGUAGUGAAGCGUUGAACGCUAGCGGACCAAACUACAAUUUGUCAUACCCAAUUAGACAUGGACAAAUUGAGAACUGGGAUCAUAUGGAAAGAUUCUGGGAGAGUUCGAUUUUUAAGUAUUUAAGAUGUGAACCAGAAGAUCAUUACUUCUUGUUGACCGAGCCACCAUUAAACCCUCCUGAAAACAGAGAAAGUACAGCUGAAAUUAUGUUUGAAUCAUUUAAUUGUGCUGGGUUAUACAUUGCGGUGCAAGCUGUUUUAGCAUUGGCUGCAUCUUGGACAUCGUCGAAGGUGCAAGAUAGAUCUUUGACUGGUACUGUUAUUGAUUCUGGUGACGGUGUCACCCAUGUUAUACCGGUUGCUGAAGGGUAUGUGAUUGGUGCCGCCAUCAAAAACAUUCCAUUGGCUGGUAGAGACAUAACAUUGUUUAUUCAAUCCUUGUUGAGAGACCGUGGUGAGGCCGAUACGUCGUUACAGACGGCCGAGAAGAUCAAACAACAAUUCUGUUACGUGUGUCCAGAUAUUGUCAAGGAAUUCAGCAAGUUUGAUCAAUACCCUCAAGAGAAGUUUGCUCAAUACAUGGUUGAAUAUGCCGAUAAGAAUAGGAAUACCACCGUUGACGUUGGUUACGAAAGAUUUUUGGCACCAGAGAUUUUCUUCAACCCGGAAAUUUGCUCAUCAGACUUCUUAACCCCGUUGCCAACUAUUGUUGACCAGGUUAUCCAAUCAUCUCCAAUUGAUGUUCGUAAGAAAUUAUAUAAGAACAUUGUCUUGUCUGGUGGUUCGACCAUGUUCAAGGAUUUCGGCAGAAGGUUACAAAGAGACUUGAAAGGGUUAGCCAAUGAAAGGAUCGAAUUAAGUGAAAGAUUAAGUGGUGUUAAGAGUACAGGUGUUGACGUUCAAGUCAUUUCCCACAAGAGACAACGUAAUGCUGUAUGGUUUGGUGGUUCGUUAUUGGCACAAACCUCAGAAUUUAAGAGCUAUUGUUACACUAAACAAGAUUAUGACGAGUAUGGCCCUAGUAUUGUCAGAAAUUUCUCGUUAUUCUCCGUACCAUAG